AUGAAUUUCACCCUCACAAGGCGCAAUUUCCGCUGUCAGAGCUUCUACGACUACAUCCUACCCUCGGUCCAUUCCUAUAACCCAACGAUUCCGGAAAUGCCAGCUUCCCUGUUUUCUCUGUGGUUGGGUUCUUGUACGCGCAUGCUUCUGGGAAAUUUUGAAGAUCCGGCCACUGGUAGCUCUGCCAUUAGCUUCGCAGCAUACCUCUCCUUGGUCAGCCAACAGCCUGAAGACAAAAUCGUGUUUGACUAUGACAUUGUGCAAGGAAUUGAAAUGGGACGCAAGAGCGAUAUUGGCGUUCAUGUUGUGCUUCGCGGUGACAAAAAGGGAAGUAGAGAAAGUGGAAUUCAUCGGAAGCGCCAUCCAAGUAUCCUCUGGUCAAAUUCGAUUGAACUG
Messenger RNA from Penicillium robsamsonii, 396 nucleotides. RefSeq lists its product as uncharacterized. NCBI's taxonomy places the organism in Eukaryota, Fungi, Ascomycota, Eurotiomycetes, Eurotiales, Aspergillaceae. Gene Ontology annotation, molecular function: catalytic activity. Gene Ontology annotation, biological process: biosynthetic process. The transcript has 2 exons. The record is from RefSeq and is a predicted model, not a curated record. The annotation marks the transcript as partial.